AUGAUCGACUUUGCUAAGGCCGGUUUCGAUAGUGGUACCUAUGUCAAGUUUUCUACUUCAUGCAUGAAGGCGGAUAAGGUCGACAUUAUCAGUAUUACGUAUGGCAAUAAAGCUGUGGUAACGUUUGCCAUUACUACAGUGUAUGUGUUCGGUGAUGAAGGUCCAACAUGUUAUGGUCCACUAUGUUUUGGAAAUCCCAUCGAAAAACAUUGUUUCCAUUUUGCGAUCAACGGUUCGUUCUACUCAAAUUCUUUUUAG
This is a messenger RNA of Naegleria lovaniensis, 258 nucleotides long. RefSeq lists its product as uncharacterized. The record is from RefSeq and is a predicted model, not a curated record. Bases 1 to 258 code for a protein of 85 amino acids. The transcript has a single exon. NCBI's taxonomy places the organism in Eukaryota, Heterolobosea, Eutetramitea, Acrasida, Naegleriidae.